AUGGCGGACCGGAACAGGGAGGCGGACGAGGGCGGCGAGGCUCUUGAUCCGGAGCAGCUCUACUCCAAGGAGUAUUGCAUCGGCGGAGGAAGCUUUGGCAAAGUCUACAAAGGUGUCGACAAACGAACCGGCCAUGCCGUCGCCAUCAAGAUCAUCGACAUCGAAAACGCCGAGGACGAGGUCGAGGACAUUAUCCAAGAGAUUGCCAUUCUGUCGGAGCUGCAGUCGCCCUACGUCACAAAGUACUACGGCUCCUAUGCCAAGGGUGCCGAGCUGUGGAUCGUCAUGGAGUUUUGCGCGGGCGGCAGCUGCGCCGACGUGAUGAAGCCAGGGCUCAUUGGCGAAGACUACAUUGCCAUUAUCGUCCGGGAGCUGCUGAUGGGGCUGGACUACUUGCACUCGGACAAGAAGCUGCACAGGGACAUCAAGGCGGCCAACGUCUUGCUCAGCGCUGGUGGCCAGGUCAAGCUGGCCGACUUUGGCGUCUCGGGUCAGCUCUCGGCGACCAUGACCAAGAAGAACACGUUUGUGGGCACGCCAUUUUGGAUGGCGCCCGAGGUCAUCAAACAGUCCGGCUACGAUCACAAGGCCGACAUCUGGUCGCUGGGCAUCACCGCCCUGGAGCUGGCAAACGGCGAGCCGCCCUACGCCGACAUCCACCCGAUGAAGGUGCUCUUCCUCAUCCCUAAGAAUCCGGCACCCAGGCUAGAGGGCAACUUCACCAAGGCCUUCAAGGACUUUGUCGAGCUCUGCCUGCAGCGCGACCCCAAGGACCGGCCGACGGCGCGGGACAUGCUCCGACACCCGUUUAUCAGAAAGGCCAAGAAGACGACGUACCUCACCGAGCUGAUUGAGCGCCACAGCCGCUGGGCGCUGACGCACAAGGGCGAGGACGAGGACAACUGGGACGCGGUCGACGGCGGGGCGCCCACGGAGCGCGAAAAGGUGGACGAGGACAUGUGGGACUUUGGCACGGUGCGGCUCGUCGGCGAUAGAGGCGGCCUGGUCAGCCGGCCAGGGCUCAACGCUAUGGACGAGAGCGCGACGAAUGCCCGGUCUGUACGCCGGCCAGACGGCUCAGACGAGACGGAUGAGAGGCGACGCGACGCGAGCCCGUCCAAGGCGCGAGACUUUGCCUUACAACCAAGCGACACCCUGAAGGCGGCGAACCAAGGCACAUCUCGGCAGACGAGUCCGCAGCGGAAGCCCAUAGCGCCGGGCAUCACGUCACCCACCAAGGUGCCGCUCCCAGCGAGCCCGAUGAAGAUGGCGGCACGGGACGGGCCCGAGACGCCGACUAGAGGCGCGGCGCACAAGCCCCUGCCACGGCAGCCGACAGGACAAUCUCCAGACUACGACCGGGAGCUCCAGGCCCAGUUACAGCGUGAUAUGGGAAUGCUGAACCUGGCCUUGGAGCCGACCCCGACGGCGUCGCCAACUGGCGCGGCACAGAUGUCGAUGGCAUCGGAGAGGCCGAUCCCGCCACCGCACAACAACAACACCCCGUCUCGGUCGCCCAGUGGGCGGACGCCGGUCAUGACUAUUCCUGAAAUACCGCCAUACAGGGGCCCUGCGCAGCAACGGGUGGUAUCACAGCAAGCCGUCGGGCAGCGGGCGUUGAGUGGGAUGAACCUGCCGCCGCCACCGCAGUCACAGUCGCCGGCCCCGUCAGAGGCGUCUGCAGGUCCAUCAUCGUUCCCGUCGCCGGCGCCGGCGAACCCCAACGGAGAGCUGGACGCGCUCAACGACGUGAUAUUCCCGGCGCUGGAGGAGGCGCUCAAGAGGCGGCAGGCCCGGCUGCAGCAGGCAUAUGCGUUUAGACCAAACCAGGCGCCGGCCGGCAUGGCGGCGAGGCAGCAGCGCGCCGAGGCGUCUCACGAGAAGCUGCGCAAGCUGGUGUAUAAGCUGGCGCACGUAUGCAAGGAGAUCGAUACGUGCGACAAGGCGGAGCCGGUCGGCAUGGGGCGCGACGUGGGCAGCUUCCUCGAGGGCCUGCUGGAGGAGAUUUUGGUGCGCGUCGAGCCUCUAGACGAGGAGGAGGGCGCUUGA
Messenger RNA from Purpureocillium lilacinum, 2049 nucleotides. RefSeq names its product putative protein serine/threonine kinase. Gene Ontology annotation, molecular function: ATP binding; protein serine/threonine kinase activity. Gene Ontology annotation, biological process: protein phosphorylation. Gene Ontology annotation, cellular component: cytoplasm. NCBI's taxonomy places the organism in Eukaryota, Fungi, Ascomycota, Sordariomycetes, Hypocreales, Ophiocordycipitaceae. The record is from RefSeq and is a predicted model, not a curated record.